Molecule: messenger RNA, 1506 nt
Organism: Xenopus laevis (African clawed frog)
Lineage: Eukaryota; Metazoa; Chordata; Amphibia; Anura; Pipidae
Gene: gpr82.S
Product: probable G-protein coupled receptor 82
Exons: 1
Coding region: 318-1334 (338 amino acids)
Source: RefSeq, a predicted model, not a curated record
CAGGCAGACCCGAAUGCCCAAGAUUGAUAGCAUAUGGAAUAUUCUAUUGUGAAAAUUUAGAAAACUGAUCUUGCUUCCAAGCCCCAUUGUCUAUUUCAGGUAAACCUUUCCAUUAAGGAAAGUCCGAAUCAAUCAGAGUUGGAAGCUUAACUGACCAGUUUAAAAACUCGUUCUGUCAUUAGUGGCUCACACUUUACAAUCCCAGGCGCUUUAGUUUGUGUGUUCAAAACUAUACCAAUUCAAAACAUUGUGUUUUAAAUAUAGCAUAUAUAUUUUUUUUUUCCUUAAGGGAAUAUUUGGAGAGGGAACAAAUAAACAUGUGGAACAACUCUUCUUGCCUCCAUCCAAGAAAAUUUUCUGCAAUUGGCCUGCCUAUAAUUUACUCUAUAAUGUUUGUAGUCAGUGUUUCUGGAAAUCUGGUCUGUCUCUGGAUAUUCACCAAAUUUAUAAGUAGGAAAACAUCAACGCAUAUCUAUUUAAUCAAUCUUGCCAUUUCAAAUGUCCUGGUUUCUGCUGGAAUGCCCUUUCAAGUCGCUUAUUAUCUGAAAGUCCAAUAUAUGCCUUAUAAUUCUACAGAAUGUCGCUUUUUAACCCAAGCUGGAACCCUUUUAACUUACAGCAGUAUGUGUGUGAGCAUUACCCUUUUGUGUUGGAUUGCCAUCAGUAGGUAUGCCACCUUAGUAAAACAUGAUGAUAUGAUGCAGAGUGUAAAGCAAACACCUUAUGAGAAAAUCCUAUUUGGAAAGUUCCUAAAGUCCUUUCGUAAUCCUAUAUUUGCCCGCUAUCUUUGCAUUGGUGUAUGGAUAGCAAUCGCAUGUCCAAAUGUUUGUCUUGCAACAAUUAACACUGAUAAUGCUUCAAACAAACUUUGCUUUAACGAAGAAGUUGAGAUCGGGAAAGCACACAUGGUCAUCUCUUCAAGAGUUCAAGUAGCUUUUUUUUUCUUGUUUGUACUGACAGUAAUACUAUUUUACUGCUUUUUCAUUCACUAUUUAAAGACGCUGCAAGCAAACAGCUGCAUUGAUGGAAAAUUUCUGAUAUACAGAAAAGUAAAAAAAAACAUUGUAGUCAUAAUGGCGUUACUACUCAUCUGCUUUGCACCAUACCAUUUUGCAAAGCUUUUCAUUUAUGAACUUGUAUCUUUUAAAAAUUGUCAACUACUGAAUAUUUCUGUGGAGAUGAAAAAUAUUUUUCUCUGUCUUGCUGAAUUUAGAAGUUGUUGUGAUCCUAUUAUGUAUUUGUGUCUAGAUGAUACUUUCAAGAGAAAUUUCCAAACUCUUUUUAAAAAGAAAGCAGAAGCUCAACCACAGGCAACAAACAUAACACCAUUCUGAAUAAUAUUAAACAUCAGCAUACCUCCCAACAUUUCGGAAAUAAAAAGAGGGUCAAAAAAAGUUACCGCACAUAGCUUGUCGAAACAUUUCUCGACAACGCCCAUUUUGUGGACACAACCCCUAAUUACCAUGUUCAUUUUACUAAAUUUGCCAGGUUAUGAAAGUCUGAAAA